Diaporthe citri is the source of this 882-nucleotide messenger RNA. RefSeq lists its product as uncharacterized. Gene Ontology annotation, molecular function: cellulose binding. Lineage: Eukaryota; Fungi; Ascomycota; Sordariomycetes; Diaporthales; Diaporthaceae. The transcript has 3 exons. Gene Ontology annotation, biological process: carbohydrate metabolic process. The record is from RefSeq and is a predicted model, not a curated record. Gene Ontology annotation, cellular component: extracellular region. Bases 1 to 882 code for a protein of 293 amino acids.
AUGGGAUUUUGGAUCGUCACUCUGGCCUCCCUGGCCCUAGGAGCUGCAGCUCAGAGCACCGCCGGUGGAGGCAUUGGCUAUACAGGACCAAGCGCUUGCGGCUCAGGAUACACUUGCACUACCUAUAACGCCUAUUAUGCCCAGUGCUAUCCCGGCGCCGCUACAUCCUCCGCUGCGACAAGUAGCACGGCCGCGUCCACCUCAAUACCGGCCUCGACAACUUCAAGCCGCGUCAGCACAACAACAGUGAGCACCUCGAAGCCAACAACGACCGUCACCACCUCAGCCACGGGCACAGCCGGCUCGGGCUCCGGCACAGGGACGCCCACGACCCUGCUGUCGGGCUGGUACUGGAUCCGCGGCGUCGAGUCGCCCUACUUCCACAGCUACCUGCAGGCCCUGCCCACGGCGCGCGCCGGCACCGCCCUUCUGGACAGCUACCUCACGGCCGGGCAGUUCAACAUCAUCGACGGGCAGCUUGUCUACAACACCGGGAGCGGGACCGCGGGCGCCCUCUACCUGAACGUCGAGGACCCGGCCGACAAGACCCAGCGGGCCCUCGCCACCACGUUCAAGACCACCAAGAACACGCACGGCACCUUCGCCUUCUCCGGCGACACCGUCACCUGGGCUGACCCGGACGUGGCGCGGCCCAACACUGCGGCGUUCUACGUGUGCCCUGGCGCGUCUGCGUCGGGCGAGAAUGCGCUUUAUAUUAAUACCGGGGCGUACCUGUACCAGACGCCGAGCGGGUGCUAUGAUGUUGAUGUGAGUUGGCUUAGCCCGGGUGCGGUGGCGGCUGGGCGCAAGAAGAAAUUGAGCUUUUUCGCUGACUUCUGGGCACAGAUACACUACUACGGAGGAUCGACAGCGAAUCUAUGA